Messenger RNA from Cladocopium goreaui, 2877 nucleotides. Lineage: Eukaryota; Dinophyceae; Suessiales; Symbiodiniaceae. The record is from the annotation of a GenBank genome assembly.
AUGCAGAAGGUCUCGCGCGUUCUCAAUGAACGCACGGCCAACGAGGAAGGCGACGCUGCGCUGAGUCGCAAGUUGAGCGACCCCACGGACUUUGACCUCGAGGAUCCAGAGCUGCUACUGCGACCGGAUGAUAACAUCCUGCUGCGAAGGGAUUCCAGGUGUAUCAUUAUGGAUGCCUUCGAGCUUGGACGGGAGUUCCCGGAGGUGGAGAUUGACCCGCGCCUGGUCUUUGACAACCCCACCAUCGAGCAAUUGUCGCAGGCUAUUGUUGACCUGCCCAAGACUCAAAGGACCAAGAGCGUGGAAAGCGCGAGUACUGCUCAACCAGGUGUGACAUUGACCUCCGUUCCCUUCACCCAAUUGACCACCUUUACUGGUGAAGUGGCGCCAUGCGCUUAUCAUCCUGCAGGUGAUGCCUCCCGCUACAUGCGCAGCCGCGACGGCAUGGAAAGUGUUCUUAUCCCCGGGGGCCAGGCGCGGAUUGGCGAUGACACCAGCUGCCCUUCGGCCCGCGAAAACGAAGGACCCUCGCACAUGGUGGAGCUGAGCACUUUCUUGAUGGACAUCGAACCUGUGAGUUUGGGUGCAUACGCGCGUUUCUUGAACUCCGCAAAACCUAAUCAAGACCAGCUGUUCGAUUGGUGCCUUCUGCCUGCGGAAGAUGCGCGCUGUGCUCAUUUGCCCUUGACCCUGGGUGAGGAUGGCUGGCAGGUCAAGAUGGGAGUGCCACCCAAUUGGCCCAUGAUCUUGGUUUCUUGGUAUGGAGCCAAUGCCUAUGCUCUGUGGGCCCAUGGACAGGAUUGGCGCAACUACAGGAGUGCUGCAAGCGCCCACUUCUUGCCCACGGAAGCUCAGUGGGAAUAUGCCGCGCGGGGGCAGGAAACGCUCCAAUUCCCGUGGGGAGAUGAGGAUGCCACCCCUGAUCUCUUGAACGUCUGCUGGGAUGCCAGCACCUACGACAGCAAGGGCAACGUCACGGCGCAUGUGGCUACUCCCCUGGAGGAGUUACCCUUGGUCGGGGUGAAUGUCUUGAUGGGAGUGUCACCCUUUGGACUCCGAGGCAUGGCUGGCAAUGUUUGGCAAUGGUGCCGCGACACUUACCACACCAAUUUCUACAUGUGCACCGAGGCCAGCCUGAAAGAUGCCUGGAACGCUGAAGAGGAGGAGGGCGCCCUAAAGAGCGAGCGCGGUGGCAGUUGGGUCGGCCCCGCUGUGGUUCCCGUCAACCCACCUCGUCAGGUGCGAAUGCAGAUGGAAUCAUUCGAUGAAAGUCAGGUCAUCAUCCUUGAAGGCUGCUUUUGCAACUAUGAGGGCUGUUUGUGUGGCCCUCACAUCGGCUGUGCAGAGAAGGAUACGUGCUGCUGCAUUGAACUUGACUGUUGCUGCAAAACCGGGAGCCCAUGCCUUCGUUUCGGCUGUUGCGACUUACGUGUUGUGGACACAAGCGCGCUGUGCAAAGUUCAAGCACAGACUUGUUGCUGCGUCCGUGCCUGCUCGCUUCCUCCGGACCACACCGUUCCAUCGAUCUUCGGCCUGCGGAAGUUUGAAGCAGUGUCUGGGACCUGUAGCUGCGAGAGUUGCCUCUAUGGGGCCUGCUUGCGGAAGUUUGAAGCAGUGUCUGUGGCCUGUAGCUGCGAGAGUUGCCUCUAUGGCCUGCGGGAAGGUUUGAUCGUGGGAGCUGCCGCGGCGCGUUUGAGGCGCUUGUCUGGGGCCUGUAGCUGGGAGAGUUGCCUCUAUGGGGCCUGCCUGCGGGGAGGUUUGGUCGUGGGAGCUGCCGCGGCGCGUUUGAGUUUCUUCUCGGAGCAUCCCAUUGCCCGGAGGGAGCCGCUGGCGGAGAUUCUGGCUUCCACAGGAGAAGGUGGGAACUAUGGGGAGUUGGUACGGCUCCACUUAGAAGAGCCCUGGCAGGGCACCAAGGAAGUCAUCGCUAAGCAGAUCAGACCCACAAUCAGCGAGGUUGGCAUGUCUGAGCUGCGGCUGACAGAGCAUCGUCGCUUCCUUCGAGGCUUCCAAGUGGAGGCUGCUGCCUAUGAAAACCUCUCGGCUGAACUGCUGGCAGCGAACUUGACUGUGCCGCGCUUACUUCAUGUAGAGAGGUCGCAAGAUGCGACCAAUUGGCCUUUGACCAUUUUUCUGGAGGACCUCAGCCUGCGCUUCCCCCGUGGGGCUCGUGGCCAAGUGCGGCGCAUGACUUUGGAGGAAACCCAUGCGGCUUUGAGGUGGCUGGCGGGACUGCAUGCCUUGUUCUGGGAGCGUCCAAAGGCGGCGCUACGGGGCUUGUGGCCCAGAGGGACCUAUUGGAUCUUGGAUAAGUUGGGAAAGCUGCAGCUGGAAGCGUUGCCCGAGGGCUUCCACAAUCGCUACUUGGCUGCCUCUGAAGUGGAGGCCUUGCAGUGGAUGGCGGACGCCUUGGAUGCGAGGAUGGCCGGACGUGAUCCUUUAAAUGCCACCCAGCCACCUGACUGGCGUUUCCGGACUCUGGUGCAUGGUGAUGCAAAGCCCGAGAACAUCCUUUGCACUGCUCCACCUGCCGCUGUGCAUUGCGCCGCCCUGGAUUUCGGUUGGGUGGGCGAAGGCUAUGGUGCGUGCGAUGUGGCUUAUCUCCUGUGGGACCAGAUCGCGACCAAUGUCGUCGAGGACCUUGUGAAUUUCUACUACUCUUUGCUGCAGGAAAGGCUUCCAGCAUCCAGUGUCUACAGCCGUGACAUUCUGCAGCAGCACUUUGACCUGUGCGUGAUGGACUUCAUGCGAUGGCAGCUCGGAUUUCAAGGCGGGCGCCACUUCUGGGCCAUGUUCCUCGGCUGUCAUGGCAGUGAACUGGCAUUUGCUGUUGGCUUAUGUGCAUCCCAGGAAUUUAUGCCAAGGAACCUCUUAUAA